Funneliformis mosseae is the source of this 1419-nucleotide messenger RNA. NCBI's taxonomy places the organism in Eukaryota, Fungi, Glomeromycota, Glomeromycetes, Glomerales, Glomeraceae. The record is from the annotation of a GenBank genome assembly.
AUGUCGUUAAAUUUUUCUCAAAUUUUAGUUCCUACUCAAAAUGAGAUCACUAUAGCAGAGAUCGAUGGAAAAGUUUUAAAUCUAGGAUCUUCCGAAGAUCAAAAACUCAUUCUUUAUGUAAACUCUGAGGGUAUAGUUUUCCCAAGCCUGCAAAUUCCUUACCAUCUUUCGCAUCCAGAUUUAGUUCACCUUGGUACUCGAAGAGUCGUAACUGACUUACCCACAGCACCUACAGCUUACAGACGAUUUAUGGAUUCAAGUAAGAAUUCGAUUGGUGAACAGAUCGAUCAAACUCAAACAUUUAUACAAGAUGUGGCUCAAAAUAUUAGAAGUGUACUUCCGACUUUUUUGGAUAACUAUCUUUUUAAUGCUGAUACUGAAGAAUACAUGCGUUAUCUUCGUAGGAAGAUAGAUUGGUCUUCUGCGAGGAUUAUUGAUUGGCAUCCAUAUUUUUCAAUAUUUGCGGUAGUUCACAGAGUGGAUGUCAUUUUUUUAUAUGAUUUACGCGUCGAAGAAUGGUUUCCUGAAGUCUUGGAGAAUAGUUUGCAAAAAGAGAUUACAUGCAUGGCUUGGAAACCAUUGGGCGGAAAUAUCUUGGCGGUUGGAUGUCGGCGAGGGAUUUGUUUAUGGGAACUUUCACUUAAACAAACAAAGGAACCAAAGCCAACGCGGCUUCCCGCGUGGAUGCGUUAUCUCCAUUAUCCUGGUCAUGAAAAUAUUGUCUCACUAGCCUGGCAUCCGCGUUCGGCAGAUGGAUCAAUAAUCCUUUGGGAUACGGCAUCUGAAACGGGGACGCCUUUAACAAGAAAUCGAAAGGUUUCGUUUCUAAGCAUGAGUCCUGUUGGAGAAUUUUUAUUUUCAUCUUCAUUAGAUGGUAAAAUUGACGUGUGGGAAACUCAAAGAUGGACAUCUAAAACGAUAAGUACGAAUGGAUAUCCUGUUGAGACAGGAUGUUGGACAGCGGAUGGACGCGCUUUAUUCUUGGGAUUUCGCCAAGAUGACCGUAUUCAUGUACUUUCUAUAUCUCCAAAUUUCGACUACGAAUGGUUACCUAAAAUCGAUUUGUCUCCAAUUCCCGAAGUCGCUGACAAAGGAAUUGAACAAUUGGCGAUUGAUCCAAACGGCGAACGUCUCGUGGCGUGUUUCGUAGAUACACGAUUGUUAGUCGUCCUUGAUGCUAAGCUACCAUCUCAAGUAUCAAAGAAGACAAAUCUUUUGAAUUUUCCAAGAUUGAUGCGAGGACCUGCAUGGAAUGAUCCUGACGAUCAAGGUGCAUUCCUUGUAAACGCAGACCCUAGACCUGUGUCAUUAAGUUUUGCAAAGCAAUUUAAUAGAGGGUCUUUGUUAUGUUCGAUAUGGGAAGAUGGCUUUAUAUCUUUUAUACCAUUUUUAUACAGUAAAGCAAAAGCCAACAAAUAA